Messenger RNA from Poecile atricapillus (Black-capped chickadee), 2067 nucleotides. Its product is annotated as AFG3-like protein 2. Gene Ontology annotation, molecular function: ATP hydrolysis activity; metalloendopeptidase activity; ATP binding. Gene Ontology annotation, biological process: mitochondrial protein processing; protein-containing complex assembly. The record is from RefSeq and is a predicted model, not a curated record. Lineage: Eukaryota; Metazoa; Chordata; Aves; Passeriformes; Paridae. The transcript is spliced from 8 exons. Gene Ontology annotation, cellular component: m-AAA complex. The coding region runs from base 131 to 1345 and encodes 404 amino acids.
UCUCUUUUUUUUAUUUGUUUUUCUCCAUAGAUCAUUUCUCCUCAGUUUGCUGCCAACAAUUCUGAUUAUUGGGUCAUUGCUGUACACAUUAAGAAGAGGUCCUGCAGGCUUGGGUCGGGCAGGGCGUGGAAUGGGUGGACUUUUCAGUGUGGGUGAAACUACAGCCAAAGUCCUUAAGGAUGAAAUAGAUGUUAAAUUCAAAGAUGUAGCCGGCUGUGAGGAGGCCAAAUUAGAGAUAAUGGAGUUUGUUAACUUCCUGAAAAAUCCCAAACAAUAUGAGGAUCUGGGAGCAAAAAUUCCAAAGGGGGCAAUUCUGACAGGUCCUCCAGGUACUGGGAAAACGCUUUUGGCUAAAGCUACAGCUGGAGAAGCCAAUGUGCCGUUUAUCACCGUCAAUGGCUCAGAGCUCUUAGAGAUGUUUGUUGGUGUGGGUCCAGCACGAGUUAGAGACUUCUUUGCUCUGGCUCGUAAAAAUGCCCCGUGGAUUCUCUUCAUUGAUGAAAUAGAUGCAGUAGGGAGGAAGAGAGGAAGGGGCAACUUUGGAGGACAAAGUGAGCAAGAGAACACACUCAAUCAGCUCUUAGUAGAAAUGGAUGGAUUUAAUACAACCACAAAUGUAGUCAUUUUGGCAGGUACUAACAGGCCAGAUAUUUUAGACCCUGCUCUGAUGAGACCAGGACGCUUUGACAGGCAGAUUUACAUUGGACCCCCAGAUGUAAAAGGAAGAGCAUCCAUUUUCAAAGUUCACCUUAGACCUCUGAAAUUAGACACUGUCUUAAAUAAAGAUAACCUAGCAAGAAAGCUUGCAUCGCUAACACCUGGGUUUUCUGGUUUGGAGAAGAAAACUCAAGUACUCCAGCCAGAGGAGAAAAAGACAGUAGCAUAUCACGAGGCAGGGCAUGCAGUUGCAGGAUGGUUUUUGGAACAUGCUGACCCACUGUUAAAGGUAUCUAUUAUUCCACGUGGUAAAGGACUGGGUUACGCUCAGUAUUUGCCCAAAGAACAGUAUCUUUAUACCAAAGAGCAGCUACUGGACAGAAUGUGCAUGACUCUGGGAGGACGUGUGUCUGAACAAAUAUUCUUUGGAAGAAUUACAACUGGUGCCCAAGAUGACUUGAAGAACGUUACUCAGAGUGCAUAUGCUCAGAUUGUUCAGUUUGGUAUGAAUGAAAAAGUGGGGCAGAUCUCCUUUGAUCUCCCUCGUCAAGGAGACAUGGUCUUAGAGAAACCUUACAGUGAGGCCACUGCCAGGUUGAUAGACGAAGAAGUGCGGUCGCUAAUUGUUGCAGUCUGCAACCUCAGGAUUUCGUCCAGGGAAGCUGCAGGGUUCCAGGGACCAGCAUGAAACACCAACGAGACGGGCUCCCGUUCAUGAAACCAUUUAUUCAGCAUGGGAACAAAGUCAGGUCCAGAACAGAGAGCCCCGAACAGAGGCACAGCAGGGGUUUUUGAGGGACCCAACCGAGGGUUUACACCUUUGAGGGUGGAGUUCAGGGUCAGGGACCAUUAGAAACACACCAAGGGAGAACCCCCCAGGGACUCAAACCCAAUCAGAACUCCUGGGCCGCCCUUCACAAGGGGUUUGGGGUGGAACAAUGUUAACUCUUUGUCUCCCUGAGGCCGCUGCCACAUUUUCCUUUUUUCCAAAUGUCUGUAAGCUUACAAAAAUCAAAGGGUUUUUCGAUUAUUUAUCUAAACUAUGCCUGUAUGUGACCUGUUUCCAAAAAGAAGAAGAAUCAUACAAAAUGCAUUGUCAAAUGUGAAAGUCUGGUUGUACAAAGUACUAGCUUUGCAAAACGAUCAACUCUUUCAUCUGGCCCUUUCCCCUUCACCUCAUUUUCAUUUUAGAGUUUGUCUACAGAGAACUGCCAUGUAAGUUGACAGUGAAACUGGACACUUGCUUAAAUAUCUUAAAAUAUACUCAUGGUUCAGUGUCUUAAAUUAAGUCUGAAACUGUCUGGCUCUUGCAGUUCUACCAGUCAGUUUUUUACAGAGUUCUGUAAAAUAUUGAACAUAUGAAUGUGUCGUGUAAAUGCAGUUUGAGUCAAUAAAAACAGUACUUUUCUG